This is a messenger RNA of Aspergillus terreus NIH2624, 996 nucleotides long. RefSeq names its product RNA polymerase III-inhibiting protein MAF1. The transcript is spliced from 2 exons. Gene Ontology annotation, biological process: negative regulation of transcription by RNA polymerase III. Gene Ontology annotation, cellular component: nucleus. Gene Ontology annotation, molecular function: RNA polymerase III core binding. The record is from RefSeq and is a predicted model, not a curated record. The coding region runs from base 1 to 996 and encodes 331 amino acids. NCBI's taxonomy places the organism in Eukaryota, Fungi, Ascomycota, Eurotiomycetes, Eurotiales, Aspergillaceae.
AUGAAGUUCUUACCCCUCCCCGAUAUCGAAGACGUGACGAGUUCAUUGAAUUUCGAUACCGCCGAUUGUCACAUCCUCGGCGGCUGCGACCUGUAUACCACCAAGGCCGCUCGCGCCGACCGGAAACUGUACAAGAACAUUGAGCAGUCCCUUGAAGCCCAAUAUGAAUCCGUCCUUCGACUGUCCGCAUCGCUUUCUCCGCCCAACGCGUCAGACGCGGCCGCCUCCCUGAAUCUAUCGCGGUCCAGUCCCUUCGGACCCCUGAGUGAGCAUUCGAGCCGGCGCACGUUUGCCUACUUGAUCGCGACCCUCAACGCGAGCCAUCCGGACUACGACUUCUCACAUGUGCUACGGCCGUCAGACUUCCAUCGCGAGCGGAACCUGAAGCGCGUGAUGAAUACCAUCGAUACGACGCUGUUCAAUCUGCGCCCACGCGAGACCAUGGAUAUGACACCCCCUUCACCGGUGACCGUGUCCGGAUCCUAUAACGCCGGAGCGUCAUCUACCUGGGGCCCUCGCAUGUGGCGAAUUAUCGACGAACAGAUGUCGCUGAAGGAAUGCUCCAUAUACUCGUACUCUCCAGAGGAAGACCCCUCUGAUGCCGAUGACGGUGCUAUCUGGAGCCUCCAUUACUUUUUCUUCAACCGUAUUCGGAAGCGCGUGUGCUAUCUCUACUUGCGCGCGAUUCCCAUCCUGAGUCACACACCCAGCGAAGGCGAUGGGUUCGCCACACCCACGACGAAGCGCACGUUCGAUGAUGGCUACUUGACCCCCGACCUCGGAUCGAGCAAGCGGGCCCGCUACUGGCUUGGCGAACACGUUGAUCUGGAGCAGGAAAGCUCCAGCGAGGAGGAAGCGACGUCAAAACCGUCGCGUCCUGUGGUCGACGAAUACGACAAUUAUCUGCUCAGCGAUGAAGAGUUCCGUUCUCGCUCUGGUAGCAAGGGAACUGUCCGCGCCAUGAGCGAGGAAAUUGCGGACUCGAUGGAAGUCUAA